AUGGAUCCCUCCAAAAUUACCAUCCCACCAAUGAUGGACUUGACAGACUCCAAUAUAACAUCCAAUGUCAACAUCAUAAAUUCUCAAUCUCCCAAUAAACGCCUACAAUACCUCAUAACCACCCUCGUCACCCAUCUUCAUGAUUUUGCUCGUGAAACCCGUCUCACAUCUGAAGAAUGGAUGGCUGCAAUCCAGUUUUUGACGGCUGUGGGCCAGAAAUGUGAUGAUAUUAGACAAGAAUUUAUUUUACUAUCGGACACACUUGGAUUGUCGGUCCUUGUGGAUGGGAUGAACCACCCUAAACCGCCCGGUGCAACCGAAGGAACAGUUUUGGGGCCCUUCCAUACACAUGAUGCACAACAUUUCGAAAUCGGGGAGGAUAUCUGCAGUCCGGGAAAGGGGGAGCCAAUGCUAGUGCUGUGUACUGUGAAGGAUACCGCUGGGAAGCCAUUGGAAGGCGUGACAGUAGAUGUAUGGGAAACUGAUGAUACAGGACACUAUGACACUCAAUAUCCUGGGCGGACGACACCUGAUUGCAGAGGCGUCCUAGAAAGCAACGAUGAGGGUUUUUGGUUCAAAUGUGUGAAGCCAGUGCCAUACCCAAUCCCAAGCGACGGUCCCGUGGGUAAAAUGCUAUCCGCACUCCAUAGACAUUGCUACCGCCCUGCGCAUUUACAUUUCAAGUUCAAGAAGGCCGGAUAUGACGAACUAGUAACGGCGCUAUAUCCUCGGGGAGACCCAUAUGAGACUUCCGACGCAGUAUUUGGUGUCAAAUCCAGCCUAAUCGUUGACAUUGAAACAUUAUCGGACUCUACAAUGGCAGAAAAAUAUAGCAUGAAAGUCGGAGACCAUCUGCUAAAGUGGGACUUCGUACUUACAACAGAUAUGGAGAGCGAGGAAUUGAAGAACAGACUUGCCAAACAGGCGUUGGAAACAUUGGGAAGCACCGCCAAAUUGGAGAACGGCGUUCCAGUAGCAAGCGAAUAA
Messenger RNA from Orbilia oligospora ATCC 24927, 987 nucleotides. RefSeq lists its product as uncharacterized. Gene Ontology annotation, biological process: catechol-containing compound metabolic process. The coding region runs from base 1 to 987 and encodes 328 amino acids. The transcript is spliced from 4 exons. NCBI's taxonomy places the organism in Eukaryota, Fungi, Ascomycota, Orbiliomycetes, Orbiliales, Orbiliaceae. Gene Ontology annotation, molecular function: catechol 1,2-dioxygenase activity; ferric iron binding. The record is from RefSeq and is a predicted model, not a curated record.